Molecule: messenger RNA, 1632 nt
Organism: Aureobasidium namibiae CBS 147.97
Lineage: Eukaryota; Fungi; Ascomycota; Dothideomycetes; Dothideales; Saccotheciaceae
Product: carboxylesterase
Exons: 3
Coding region: 1-1632 (543 amino acids)
Source: RefSeq, a predicted model, not a curated record
AUGCGAUGCCCGUUGUCCAUCCUCUCGCUGGCCGUCUUUCUGCCUGCAUGUAUCUCUGCAUCUUCACCUGUCGUCACAAUUAAGAAUGGAACCCUUCAGGGUCGACAUUCCCCUGAAUGGAACCAGGACUUCUUUCUAGGCAUUCCUUAUGCUCAACCUCCUCUCGGUGACUUACGUUUCAGAUGGCCUCAGUCCAUAAACACAUCCUUCGAAGGUGUCUUUGAUGCUUCUCAUUUUGGCUACAGCUGUUAUCAAUAUGGGAGCAACUUCAAUCUGAGUGAAGAUUGUCUGACCAUUAAUGUCGUACGUCCGUCUGGACACGAGCACGAAAUCCUGCCAGUUCUAGUUUGGAUAUACGGCGGCGGUCUGACUCUGGGCAGCACCGCUGAUCAGCAGUAUAACCUGAGUGGCAUUGUCCAAGCCUCGACCCAAACCGAUAACCCAUUCAUUGCGGUCAGCAUGAAUUACCGACUCGGCGUGUGGGGCUUUCUCAACACUCCGGUCGUCCAUGCCGAAGGUUCUUCGAAUGCAGGUCUACUCGACCAGCGACUUGGCCUGCGAUGGGUCCAAGAAAACAUACACUCAUUUGGCGGUGACUCUAAGCGAGUCACUGUAUGGGGAGAAAGCGCUGGUGCUCAGAGUAUUGGUCUGCAUUUAACCAGCUAUGAUGGCCGCAACGACAAUCUGUUCCAAGCUGCGAUCCUAGAAUCUGGUGGACCUGAAGGUGCAAGUUUAAAUACUUUGCCCUUCUACUCUGCUGCCACUGAUAAUCUCACGAGGACGGUUGGAUGUCCUAGAACCUGGACCAGUCCAUCUCAACUUGCAUGUCUCCGUAAUCUCAGUUCAGAGGCGCUGUUCGCUUCGAACUAUACUGUUGUCUGGAACCCAAUCGUUGAUGGCGACUUCCUCACAGACUACCCUUCGUCUCUCUUGGCCCAGAACAAGUUCAUUCGUAUACCGCUGCUUACCGGUGCAAAUACUGAUGAAGGCGUCAGUUUCAGCGUGCAGAACCUGAACACCACACUGGAUGUCUACAAUUCUCUUUUCUACUGGCGCAACUACGCCUUGUCUCCCUCCAGCAUUAGAAAGCUGUUGCAACUCUACCCAAACGAGCCUGCCGUAGAGCCUCCAUACUCCAACCAUGCGAAUGUUACAUAUCCUCAAUACGGACAGCAAUGGCGGCGCUCUGCUGCAAUUGGAGGUGAUCUCGUCAUGAUAGCACAACGACGCAGGACGGCAGAGCUCUACACGAAAGCUGGCCAGAAAGUUUUCUCCUACCGCUUCGACACACCUCUAUACAAUGCCACUGUACCCGGCUCAGUGAAGCACUUUGACAAUGUCAUGUUCAGUUUCCAGAACAUCUCGGGUGCAAUGGGGCUUUUGCCGCAGUACCAGCAUUACAGGACCUUGAGUACUAGCAUCGGCAAGUCAUAUGCCAACUUUGUGGGCACACACAACCCGAAUGGUGUCAACACGACUAGUGGUACGGGCUUGGCUCACUGGCCUCAGUAUAGCAUCGAGAAUCCUACGAAUAUGGUCUUAAAUGCCACUGCUAGCUUUGUCGAGAAGGAUACAUUCCGUAAAGAAGGCAUUAGUUUUAUCAACAGCAUUUGGCGGGAGUUGUUGGCAUGA